Molecule: messenger RNA, 621 nt
Organism: Macrosiphum euphorbiae (potato aphid)
Lineage: Eukaryota; Metazoa; Arthropoda; Insecta; Hemiptera; Aphididae
Source: the annotation of a GenBank genome assembly
AUGAUAACCAAUGAACAUCCUGAAAAAAAAUGCAAAUAUAUAGUUAAUUUACUAACAUUGUUAUUGUUUCGAUCGUCUUCAAUAUCAUGUACUGGAUCGAGAAAUUUAAAUAUUUUUUCUGCAUUACCAUUAGGUCCAUAUAAAGUGAACUUUAAACAGGUAAGGAUUUGUGAUCCUUCAAAAUUCUAUAAAAUACAACAUAAUUUUUAUCUGAGCUAUAACCAAAUAUCUAACUCAACUGAAAUCAGAGGAACCACAAUCAGUAUCAUUCCAUUUGAUGACACUAUGUUUAUGGAAGCAAAUGUUGCAUCCCGAGGAGCAGACGGAAAUUGGAAAGACAAUACAUAUAUGCACAAGUCUCCAAAAGCUUGCUCGACAUUCAGGAAUAUAAUGGGAGCUGAGUGGACCACGGUGAUGACCGAUUUAGGAAUAAAGAAUGCCACAUGCCCUAUACCACCGGGCAAUUAUACGGCUAUAGGCGUGGAUACAUCGUUAUUUUUAAACACCAAUUUGCCUAAAACAUUUGUUUACGGGACGUACAGACUUCGAUAUUAUCAUACUCGUAAUAAUGAAGUUUAUAGCUGUGUACUUUAUGUAUUUGAAAUCAAGCCCCCCUUUUAA